Bufo bufo (common toad) is the source of this 1923-nucleotide messenger RNA. RefSeq names its product lipase C, hepatic type (gene LIPC). The coding region runs from base 97 to 1656 and encodes 519 amino acids. Gene Ontology annotation, molecular function: triacylglycerol lipase activity; apolipoprotein binding. The transcript is spliced from 11 exons. The record is from RefSeq and is a predicted model, not a curated record. NCBI's taxonomy places the organism in Eukaryota, Metazoa, Chordata, Amphibia, Anura, Bufonidae. Gene Ontology annotation, biological process: lipid metabolic process.
UCUGGGGUGUCUUUCAAAACCAACGGAGAUAUCUACUUCAAGCAUCAGGUACAUAGAGUACAGACAUCUAGUGUCAGCAAACUCAGCUCGGUCACUAUGGGGAGAAUUCAGAUCCUGUGUCUCUUUCUGAUUCUUCUGGCCUUUAAACAGACAGUUGCAAAAAAGCGAUGCAAAUGUCUUUCUGAUGGAAAUACUGAAAGAAAACCUAUGCAACAAUAUCUGAGCAGUAGUCCAUAUUCUGCAGAUUACAAGGAAGGACUUCGCAGAGCAAUACAAAUGAAAAAGGAUCCGAAUACCAUAAAGGCCAAGUUGCUGUUGUACAAGGAAGGGACAGACAAUAAUAUGUGUCCUGUUGUGGCAGGUCAGCCUGAAAGCCUGGAAAAUUGUGCAUUUAACGCUACUUUUCCCCUUGUUGUAAUAGUACAUGGAUGGUCGCUUGAUGGAAAUCUGGAAGCUUGGAUUCCAAAGAUGGCUUCUGCAUUCAAAUCCAGUAAAAAGCAGAUUAAUGUCAUCAUCGUGGACUGGCUGUCCUCUGCUCAUGCACAUUAUGCAGUUGCAGUACAGAAUGCUCGAUUUAUUGGUCUAGAAAUAGCAGAAUUCCUCGAAUGGCUUGAAUCAUCCACCCAAUUUCCUAGAAGUAAUGUUCAUUUGAUUGGGUACAGCCUUGGAGCUCAUGUAUCAGGAUUUGCUGGCAGUUAUAUAAACGGAUCAGACAAGCUUGGAAGAAUUACAGGUCUUGACCCUGCUGGUCCUUUAUUUGAAGGAAUGUCUUCAGUAGAUCGCCUGUCACCAGAUGAUGCCAGCUUUGUGGAUGCCAUUCAUACAAACACAAAACAACAUAUUGGAUUAAGUGUUGGCAUUAAUGAGCAAGUUGGUCACUACGAUUUUUACCCCAAUGGAGGUGACAUUCAGCCUGGCUGCAACUUUCGAGACUUGUACAGCCAUAUAGCAGAGCAUGGAAUCUUUGGGUUUACACAGUCUGUGAAAUGUUCUCACGAGAGGUCUGUUCACCUUUUCAUGGACUCAAUACUAAAUGAAGAUAAGCCCAUUGCUGGUUAUGAAUGUAAAGACAUCAAAACCUUCGAGAAAGGAAUGUGUCUGAAAUGUCCAAAAAGUGGUUGCAUUGUUUUGGGGUACAAUAUCAAAAUGGAUGGAAUACCGCCUGGGCAUGGUCUCUUCCUGAAAACACGGUCAAACAUGCCAUUCAAAGCUUACCAUUACCAGUUCAAGAUGCAAGUAACCAACCACAUUGCAGACAAGCAGCUUUUUCCUAAACUAUCGGCAUCUCUCACGGGAACUAAACAAGACGUAAAAGAUGUAUAUUUAGAAAUAUCUGGAGGCAUAAAGGAGAGUGGAACCUAUACUUUCCUCGUCACAUUAGACACUGAUAUUGGAGAUCUCAUGAUGAUCAAAUUAAAAUGGGAAGGCAGUAAAGACAUUAAGAAUUUGUGGUACACCCUCCAAAAGAAGAUUUCUUGGGACACACUCCCUGGACUCCUAGUGAAGAGAAUAAAAGUCUUAGCUGGAGAAACUCAGGAGAGAAUAAUCUUUUGUGCUGAAAAUGUUGAUGACUUUGAACUCCAUCCUGACCACGAGAAGAACUACGUAAGAUGUUUAAGCAGACUUAGGAGGAAAAAGUCCCGAAAACAUCUUUAAGAAGCAGGAUAAGACAACUGACAAAAUGAUCUGAUGAGAUACUGAUAAUUCACUUAAAAGCAUGAUUUGGCAGACAGAUCCUUGGAGCCAACCACCCCAGUUGCUGUCAGUAAAUACAUUUACAGCUCAUUGAAAGAUUGAGUAGACUGGCUUAUUAACUUUCCUUUUGUCCCACUGUAUUACAAGAUCUUUGCAUUUUUUCCAUUAUCAGUUUUUUACAUCAUGUUUCAUGACUGUAUGAAAUAAAUCAACAUUUCACAUAGUGGU